Messenger RNA from Aquila chrysaetos chrysaetos, 2467 nucleotides. It is a transcript of the gene MMAA, whose product is annotated as metabolism of cobalamin associated A. Bases 707 to 1942 code for a protein of 411 amino acids. The record is from RefSeq and is a predicted model, not a curated record. Gene Ontology annotation, molecular function: GTPase activity; GTP binding. Gene Ontology annotation, cellular component: cytoplasm. Lineage: Eukaryota; Metazoa; Chordata; Aves; Accipitriformes; Accipitridae. The transcript has 8 exons.
GCUCUGCAGUGUCUCAGAAAUUUUCAGUGGUAAUACUUCGGCAGGGUACCAGUUUUUCAAGUUUAUUCUAUUGUGAAUUUUUCUAUGCUGUUGAUACUGUUGAAGUGCAGUGUACAUAAUAUUUUUUUUUUAUCUGUUGUCCAGCUUUUUGUUUGUGGUGAGGAGGCAUUAGAUGUAAGGAAAAAGUGUACCUUCAUGUGAUGGCACAGAGCAUCCCAGCUGCACUUUAUUUAAUAAACUCAGUGGAUUGGAGUAGCACCUGAGACUAAUAGCCAGAAAAAUAGGAAGUAGGACAGAAGUUACCAUGGAGGAGGCAACUGCUAGUGUGAGGCUCUUGUGAAGAUUUUUUGGAGCAUCUUGGAGAAGUUUUCUUACUGAUUUGCCCCACUUCAGAUAGUUGGAGUCAGAAAGCUGGAAAAGGCACAGGACAAGACAGAAGGAAAAAAGUUUCUUGCUGACCUCUCACAAAACAGAGAAUGCUGAGAGCUAGAAACUUGGAGAGAGCCUACAGUGUCAAGUCUGUAACCAGGUUCUCAGACAGCUCUAACAGCUCUGACAACCUUAUGGCUCCUUCACCAGCAGAAGUACAGUGACUCUGCUCAGCUGUUGGAAUCGUCCCCUCUUUGUAGGAUGCUGAACCUGGAAAGCUGCGGUGUCUACAAAUGGAAGCAAACUGAUAUCUCUGCUACUUUUAAUUCCAAGCAAGAUGAAGAUCCCCUCUUUGCUGCUGAGGUUCCCUCGUUAUUUCUCUAGAAGAACUUGCCUCACGAACUUUCACUUUACUUCCAGAGCAGAUUUCCCAUGCAUUGAAUCUCUUACACCAGUGCAUCCCUAUCGUACAAAAUGGAUAUGUUCAUCAAACAGUUUGAGGAGAGAGCUGUGCCAGCAAGCAGCCCCUGACCAGCAGAUAGAGGGACUUUCUGACAAAGAACAAAGACUGGUAGACAGACUUUACAGCGGACUAAUUCAGGGUCAUAGAGCCUGUUUAGCAGAAGCUAUUACGCUUGUAGAAUCAACUCAGAGUAGGAAGAAGAAAAUAGCCCAGGUGCUCCUUCAGAAGGUAUUAUCCUACCACAGGGAACAAGAAAAGUUAAAUCAAGGAAAACCACUUGCCUUUAGAGUGGGGUUGUCUGGUCCUCCUGGUGCUGGGAAAUCAACUUUCAUAGAAUGCUUUGGGAAAAUGCUUACAGAAAGAAAAUAUAAAGUGUCUGUGUUGGCUGUAGACCCUUCCUCUAGUACAAGUGGUGGUUCUCUAUUGGGUGAUAAAACACGGAUGACUGAGUUGUCAAGAGACAUGAAUGCAUACAUCAGACCAUCUCCAACCAGAGGGACACUGGGAGGUGUAACAAGGACCACAAAUGAAGCCAUUCUGCUGUGUGAAGGAGGAGGCUACGAUGUUGUUCUUGUGGAAACAGUAGGUGUGGGACAGUCAGAAUUUGCUGUGGCUGAUAUGGUUGAUAUGUUUAUAUUACUGCUACCACCUGCGGGUGGAGAUGAAUUACAGGGUAUCAAACGGGGUAUAAUUGAGAUGGCAGAUCUAGUUGCUAUAAAUAAAGCUGAUGGUGAUUUAAUUGUGCCUGCACGGAGAAUACAAGCUGAAUAUGUUAGUGCUAUGAAGCUGCUUCGCAAACGUUCAAAGGUUUGGAGACCAAAGGUAAUGCGUAUCUCUGCCAAAACUGGAGAAGGUAUCUCAGAUAUGUGGGAUAAAAUGACAGAAUUUCGUGACCUCAUGCUCACAAGUGGUGAGUUGAUUGCCAAACGACGGAAACAGCGGAAAGUGUGGAUGUGGAAUCUCAUCCAAGAAAAUAUGUUGGAACAUUUCCGGAGUCACUUGGCAGUCAAGGAUAAGAUUCCACUUCUAGAAGAAAAAGUGCUUAGUGGUGUCUUGUCUCCUGGACUGGCGGCCGACCUGCUACUGAAAGCAUUCAAAGAUGGUCUCUAAGCAUUAUAUUCUACUCUGUUCUUGUUAAGUGCUUUAUGUAAACAUGAACAUUAAAUACAGUUUUUCUAUGUAUGGAUUCAAAUGUUUUGCUACAGCGGACAGUAAUAGAAUACCUAUCCAGUACUCUGCAAAAAAAAUACUGUAGGGUUCUGUAUAUGUGAAGAUCAUGACAAAUCCAAACACUCAGAGAUUACUACAGACUAUAUUGGAAAAAAGUACAUUUCUAAGUCUUCUAAUUGUACCUGCCAUAGAUCUGUUGAUCAAAAAUGUAUGCCCGUGUCAAAAUGUGACUGGUUUUGGGAGGGUGGGAGAGGAAGGUUUGUGGUGGUGCAGAGUUUUAUUGCAGUUAUGGGACCAUCUCAGAGCAGUUGACACUGCAGCUUUCUAUUCUAAUAUAGCAUCAGCUGUUGCCAGCAUGGACUGCUUUUUCUUUCCUCAGCUUGAGUGACAGCAAGAACAUUGGGCCCCCUGCCAGCAACUGACCACAGUCUUCUUUUUAAAUAAAUUGUAUGCAUAUAAAUAGAA